Molecule: messenger RNA, 3396 nt
Organism: Symbiodinium sp. CCMP2592
Lineage: Eukaryota; Dinophyceae; Suessiales; Symbiodiniaceae
Source: the annotation of a GenBank genome assembly
AUGGGCUACUAUCCCUUGCACUUCCUGGUUUCCACCUUGGGUGCUCCGAUGUUCAUCGCCACCGACCGUCUUAUGAACAACUCCUGGAAGACUACCGGACUUCAUGCCUUUCUGAACUACAGUCUUCUCCAGGCGUGGUUCCCUUCGGAAGCAGAGAUCUGGAACCCACCGACAUGGUUUCUGUCGUCCCUCACCUUCGCAAACGUUACCCUGCCGACCUUCGUGCUUCCUCAGGUGGCGUCCCUGUCCAAGGAUGGCCUGCACAAGUUGAUGGCGGCGUUGUUCGGCGUGUCGCUGCUGCAGAAGCUCUCCUACUCCCAGGCAUGGAAAUUCUAUUGCCGUGGGCAAGUUUCGGAGAGGACCGCACAUCCGUACUUGUGGAACGUCACAAGAUUUCAUCCGUUCGGAGCUCUGGUGGAAAUCGUGGCCGGAGUUGCGGCAGCUCGCUCUGUGAUGGUGGACCGAGAGCCGCAAAAGCCUUCCAUGAACCCGUUGUGGCUUUUUCUCGUGAGCUAUGCUUCCUUGGGCCUUCGCCUAACGAACCUGCUCAACCUGAAUGAUGCCAUGAUUCGAACCCUCAUCUUCAUGCCAGUGUACACCAAGUUCCUCAUGGAGCUUCACAGGGACUGCCUCUCCGAGAAGCCUCACAUGAUCACCCGGUUCUUCGGCUCCAAGCUGAUGACCUGGUUGGGAUCGCUCGCGUUCCCAAUGUUCAUUCUUCAUGGGCCGAUCGGCCAAAUCUUCUACAAGAAGAAGAUCGCUGAGAAGCUCUGGGGCGGGAUCAUGCCAAAGAGGUUCUUCGGGAUCUAUCUCUUGCUUGUCAUCCUCGGUGGCCACGUGACGAACGAAUACUUCGUCAAGAACGAGGCGAUCAAAAAGCUCAGCGCCUCCGUGGCGCAAUUCUUGGCAAGCCGAAGCCGAGGUGACCUCGAGCACUGCUCUUUUAGGAUAUGGCCCAUGGUCGAUGGCACAGGUGCUCUUCAGAUCAAAGUUAUAGGAAAAGGGAGUGAGGAGCAUUGGGGAACAGAACGGGUUGCUGAAAUCAGUGGCGCCGGCGAAGCCGGUGACAUCCUCACCCGGCAGCCGUUGCGCCGGAAUCUUGGCACGAUCACGUACAGAGGUAAGGCAUUUGUCUUCCUGGCCCGGAGCAAGCUUUGUGCAGCGCUCAUGCAGAAGGGCAGUGAGCACCCGCGGAUGUUCCGGAUGCACAUUGGGCCCAAGACCGCUUGUGUGGUGACACAUCCGGAGCUAGCGAGAUCCGUGCUGACGCGUCCCAAGGACUUCAUCAAGAUGGAGGUCCCGCGGAACCCCGCAAGUGCGCUCGACACUCUGCUCUACCGCAGCAAGGACGGAACUUCAAGCGUUGUUAUGUCCAACGGGCACGACUGGGCCGCACAGAGAAAGCCUAUCGAUCCCGCCUUCGAGAAGCAAGCCUUGCGCAAUCUCCUGCCCAAGUUCAACGAUUGCUCCGACAGGCUUCUGGACACCUGGAGGGGUGCAGACGAGGUGGAUGCCAAGCAGGACAUGUCCCGUUUCGCUUUGGACGUGCUUGGAUCGGCGGUGCUGGGCCAGAGCUUCGGGGCCAUUGAUGGCACCUUUACCGACAGCUACGAGUACAUGUCCUUCCCCUUCAUGGAGCGCCUCCCAACCUCUCGCAAUCGUCGCAUGAGGGAGGCGGUGCAUCACAUGCAUGGCGUCCUGCAAGGCUGGGUGAAGCGAGAUAUGGGUGUUCGGGGCGCGGGCGCAGUCGUGGUUCCGGACUUCGAUCUAGGAGUUCUGCCGAAGGAGGGAGCGUUGCUGCCGAUGCUGUGGAUAUUCUUCCUUGCCGGGCACGAUACCACUGCGGUCUCUCUGGCUUGGCAGAUGUACUUCCUCGCAAAGUACCCUGAGGUCCAGCAGAAAGCUCGAGAAGAGGCUCAGAAGAUUCUGGCCGGUCGGAAAGAUCCCACCGCCGAGGACAUGGAGAACGUGCCGUAUCUGUCUGCUGUCAUCAACGAAGGCCUCCGCGUGCGCCCGCCCGUCUUCAAUCUCUACACUCGACAGGCGGCCCACGACACCGAGCUCGACGGCGUCUUCGUUCCGAAGGGCACAGGAAUUGCACUGCACAUCGCAGCCAUCAACAAGCAUCCAGAGGUUUGGGGGGAAGCUGAAGACUUCAACCCGGAGCGGUUCCUCCAGGAAAAGCAGCCCCGGGUGUUCCACAACCUCCCUUUCUCGGCAGGAGCGGUCCUCCCACACGAGAGCACCCUCGACGGCGACAAGAACUUCACCUCCACCAUGCUGGGGCUCAUGAUCCAGGGGCAGCACUUCCUGCCCACAGGCUCUGGCAACAAGGGCGUCAUCGUCCUUGACCAAGAAGAUCACAGGAUUCCCAACGAGGAGGAAGUCCUUGAAUAUGCCGAGUAUUUGGGCAUCGAUCUCGACAGGGAGAAGGACUUGUUGUGGAUCGCCCGGGAAGGGGUGACUGCUCCAGUCCCCGCACCCUGGAAGGCUUGCACGGAGAACGGUGAUGACAUCUUCUACUUCAAUUUCGAGACAGGUGACAGCAUCUGGGACCAUCCGUCAGAUGAGCACUACAAGAAGCUCCUACAAGAGAAGCGCCUGGAGAAGUCUGCUGCGAAAAUCGUUCGCACGUCGAAGACGACCGCAGACACUGCAGGCGGCGGCUCGCUGUCCGUCUCGGCAGAUGAGUCUUUCUCUGGGUCGGGCUCUUUGUCAGUCUCGGACAAGGUGACGCAGGGCACAGAGGUGGAAUCAAAGCCGGCGAAAGGCACCGCGCAGCAGGGCGAGAAGGGUUCGAAGGCUACGAGCGAGGCGAAGACCGCCAAAGACGAGGCCAUGCCCAGCAGAGGCCUUGCUGGCGUCGGUCUGGCCGGCGCACGCCUAGAGGUGCCUGCAGCCACACCGACUCCAAAGAAGGAGGUGCGAGAAGCCGCCGGCAGCAAGAAGGGCGAGGGAAGCACUGAGGAGAUUGAAGAGGAGGAGGGUCUCGACGGCUCCGCCAGCCGAAGCGGCACGCGCGGCUCAUCCAAAGGCUCAGGCAAGCCGAAGGAUGGGCGUCCUAGCGAGGCCGAAAUGCAGCACAGGGUUGGCUCCUCUGAUGCCAGCGAGCUCUCGGAAGACUUCAUGAGUGACAUGGGUAGCCCGAACUCCUCCCUGGUGCCCGGUGUCCGCCGGAAUUCUGUGGGUGGCGACACCCUAGAACUCUCCGUCUCGGCUUCUGCAUCUGCCCUGGUUGGAGAUGGCGAGGAGCUGUCCGCAGAGAAAGCCCCAGGCGCAAACUUGGAGGCAGAGAUUGCAUCUUUGUCCCGGAGUCUGGCCACACUUCAGCGCAUCCGCGAGAGUCAGAAGAAGUAUCUUGAGCUCUUGCUGCAUGGCGGCGCAGUGAAAGCGUAG